Molecule: messenger RNA, 1726 nt
Organism: Lagopus muta (rock ptarmigan)
Lineage: Eukaryota; Metazoa; Chordata; Aves; Galliformes; Phasianidae
Gene: ZMYND10
Product: zinc finger MYND-type containing 10
Exons: 12
Coding region: 169-1515 (448 amino acids)
Biological process (GO): motile cilium assembly; outer dynein arm assembly; inner dynein arm assembly
Cellular component (GO): cytoplasm; centriolar satellite
Source: RefSeq, a predicted model, not a curated record
GCCGCGUGUGUCCCCGCGUGCCCGCGUCCGCCUCCGCGCGUACCGCAGCCUGCUGGCACUCCUCCGCGCCUCCAGGGGGCGCCAGAGGCUCUAGCGCGCCUCAAAGGGAGUUCUGGAGACCCCUCUCACCAGCGGCGCCGCCGUAGCCAUAGCGACGCCACCGACGCCAUGGCCGCCGCGGAGCCGCUGUCGCCCGCCGAGGCCGAGGCGCUGGUGCGGGCCUUGCGUGGCACCGAGCUGCGGGACGCCGGCGGGAAAGGGUGGCUUCGGCAGCAUGAGUGUGUGGAGAAGCUGAACAUGCACGCCAUCCUGAGUGCCUCUGCCGGCCAGGAGCAGCUCCUCAUCGAGCUGCUCGUCAGCCAUGCCAAGAUUCCUGUUCUCGUCGGAGAGCUGAUCUCAGCGGAGCUCUGGAAGCACAAGGUCUUUCCCGUGCUGUGCCGGCUUGAGGAUUUCCACCCACGCAGCACCUUCCCCAUCUACGUGGUGCUGCAUCACGAAGCCUCCAUCAUCAACCUCCUGGAGACAGUGUUUUUUCACAAGGAGAUCUGUGAGUCGGCAGAGGACAGCAUUCUGGAUUUAAUCGAUUACUGCCAUCGAAAACUGACCCUGCUCGCAGCUCGAAGUGCCAGCGGACAGGCAGUGACCCAGCAGGAGCUCCGUCCCAAGGAGCUGCCCAGUCCUUCGUCCAUGCAGGAGCUGCAGAAGCAGGCGGAGAUGAUGGAGUUUGAGAUUUCCCUAAAAGCGCUGUCCGUGCUGCGGUUCAUCACUGACCAGGUGGGCAGUUUGCCCCUGAGCGCGCUGACACGGAUGCUGAACACCCACAACCUGCCCUGCCUCCUCGUUGAGCUGGUGGAGCACUGCCCGUGGAGCUGCCGUGAAGCAGGCAAGUUCAAGAAGUUUGAGAAUGGCACAUGGCACGUGGUGCCCCCUGAAGACCAGAUGAAGAUGACUAAGCUUGAUGGGCAGGUGUGGCUCACCCUCCUCAACCUCCUGCUCAGCCCAGAAUGCCAGCACAAAUACCACUUUGAUGGCUUCAACAAGAGCCAGCUCCUUAAGCUCCGUGCAUUCCUGACAGACGUCCUCCUGGACCAGCUGCCCAACCUGGUGGAGAUGCAGAGAUUUCUGAGCCACCUGGCAGUGACAGAGCCAGCUCCUCCAAAGAAGGAUCUUGUUCUGGAGCAGGUGCCUGUCAUCUGGGACCACAUCCUCAAGAAGAACACGGGCAAGUGGGAGGCCAUCGCCAAGCACCAGGUGAAGCACGCCUUCAGCCCCACCGAGGAAGAGCUGAAGCUGCAGGCACGCAGGUGGGCGCAGACAUACAGCCUGGACGUGCUGGAGGCCCUCGCCCCUGACAAACCCCGGUGCCGGGUGUGCGGUGUGGAGGCGGCCAAGCGGUGCUCUCGCUGCAGGAAUGAGUGGUACUGCACACGGGCAUGCCAGAUCCAGCACUGGCAGAAGCACCGCACCGCCUGCGACCUGCUGGCCCGGGCGUCGGGCAGUGCAGGUACACUGUGAGCAGGGCUGACCUGCAGCACGGCAAGGCCCGGCUCUCCUUGGAGAAAAGCCCUGUAGCAGCACACAGGCAGGCUCACAGCCCUUCUCCCCAGUAGCCUCAUAGGGCUCAGCCUCCCUGUCACCACCCCCCCUCCUACUGCACCCUGCGGGAGCUCGGCUCCCCCUCUUGUCUUCUCUUUGAAGACAAUAAACCACUUCCUUCCCUCCCUCA